This is a messenger RNA of Phragmites australis (common reed), 2382 nucleotides long. Its product is annotated as peptidyl-prolyl cis-trans isomerase CYP63-like. Gene Ontology annotation, biological process: protein peptidyl-prolyl isomerization. NCBI's taxonomy places the organism in Eukaryota, Viridiplantae, Streptophyta, Magnoliopsida, Poales, Poaceae. Gene Ontology annotation, molecular function: peptidyl-prolyl cis-trans isomerase activity. The record is from RefSeq and is a predicted model, not a curated record. The transcript has 14 exons. The coding region runs from base 212 to 2173 and encodes 653 amino acids.
UCGAGUCACCUGCGCAGUGCACACCGCCGCCAUCAUCACGGAACCCUGGCCACCUCUUCACCUGCACGCGCCGCCGAAACACGACGCACCCCCGCCUCCACCUCGCUUUCCGCUCGAAGCUGCCGGCGUCCUCCUCCUCCCGCCGCCUCCUGCAACGGCGCCGGGUGGAGAUCCAUCCGGACUCGCCGGUGACUCAGAAGGGGUGGCAGCUAUGCCCAAGGUCAAGAAUCCCCAUGUUUUCUUGGACAUAUCGAUCGGCGGACAAAGCGCUGAGAGGAUCACGUUCGAGCUCUUUGCUAAUGUAGUCCCGAAGACUGCAGAGAACUUCCGAGCUCUUUGUACUGGUGAAAGAGGCCUUGGCGCGUCUACACAGAAACCACUUUAUUUCAAGGGCACAAAAAUCCAUCGCAUCGUUAAAGGGUUUGUUGCUCAGGGUGGUGAUUUUUCAACAGGAGAUGGACGUGGUGGAGAGAGCAUAUAUGGUGGAAAAUUUCCAGAUGAAAACUUCAGGCUAAUGCAUGAUCAGACUGGUGUCCUAUCCAUGGCAAAUUCUGGACCAGAUAGUAACGGAUCCCAAUUUUUUAUAACAUUCAAGCCCUUACCUCAUCUUGAUGGCAAACACGUGGUCUUUGGGAAGGCGGUCAGUGGAAUAGCUUUGCUCAAGAAGCUGGAAGCAGUAGGUUCUGUUGAUAGUGGAGAGCCUUCUCGUCAAGUGAAAAUAGUAGACUGUGGUGAAGUCUCCAGCACAAAAACUCACGAUCAGCUACAGGGAGAGAAAGAAAAGAAGCUAAGAAGAGCAGAUGAUAACUCCGGUGCUGCAGGGAGGGUCAAAACCAAAAAAGCAUCUAGUGAUGAUAAACGAAUAAAAAAGAGAAAACAUUAUUCUUCUGAAUCAUAUAGCUCAGAUACUUCAGACUCACGAUCCUAUUCCUCAGAUAGUGGCUCUGAGUCAGAAUCAUACUCGUCAUCAUCAAUGAAUACUAGCUCAUCCAGUGAUCGUAGGCAUAAGAGAAGAAAAGGGUCUAAGAAGGAUAAACGUAAGCCCACAAAGAGGAAGGGUAAAAAUACGAAGAGCAAGAGAAAGAGUAGAGGAUCCAAAAGGAGAUCUAGACGGAGCUAUGGAACUUCAAGUGAUGAUUCAGAAAGCUCGAAGACAGAUAACAGCAGUUCUGAUAGUGAAAGUGCGGGCCGUCGUACCAAGCGUUCCUUGCGGAAAGCAGAUAAAGAGAAUACCAAAACGACAAAUUCGGAGCAAGGUAGAACUUUUGAUGUAGAGAAAGGCAAACAAACGAUUGGUACUGACAACCGAUCACAUGAUGGAAGUAAACCCUCAAGCAAAGAUGAAAAUGGGGCUGAUGACAGAUCUGGAAUUCAAAAUUUAGAAGAUAGGAGUGAUCCAGGUGCAAGCUCCUUGACCGACCCCACCCAAGCUGAUGUAAAUUUAACAAAGCCAGGAAAGGCAGGUGGCAACAGUGGUGCUGAUACUGCAGAGGCUGGCAUGUCUAGAACUGGUACAGGAAGGAACCCACCAAGCAAUGAACCUGUGGCCACCAAUGGUAAAGAUUCAGCGGUGGGCUCUGCAGACAAUGGACAGCCUCAACGCAUCAGGAAAGGACGUGGUUUUACACAACUGUAUGCAUAUGCACGUCGAUACAGGACACCAUCUCCAGAGCGCCCCCCUGUUCGACCCCGCUACGAUGGAGGAAAUAAUGAUAGAUGGAAUAAUUUUAAUAGGUAUGGAAGAAAUGGUCCGUAUGGUGGACGCUCACCAGUAAGGAGAUAUCGUGGCUCCCCAAGAGCCAGUAGCCCAUACAGGUACCAAAGGAGAGACCGAAGCAGGAGCAGGUCACGCAGUCCGGUGAGACGCCGCGACCGAGGAGGGUAUCGCCGCCCCAGCCCAAGACGCAGUCGCAGCCCCGCAGAACAACCAAUCCGGGAUGCAAGCAACAGGUCUCGAUCAGGCCGUGAUGGAGGUGGCCCCGACCUCCGUAUUGGCAGCCCCAGUGCCAAUAGAGGAAGGUCGAGGUCCAGGUCGAAGAGCCGUGAGCCCUCGAGAUCCCGGUCUCCCGAUGCAGCCCCAGCCAAGAGGGGGAGCUCGAAAUACAACCGCAGGCGCAGCAGCAGCUCAAGAUCCAGCAGUCCUGAUGGUAACAAAGGCCUGGUUUCCUACUGAGAUGCGAUGAUUCCAACUUUCCAGCGUUGAGAACUCAUGUUUCAUGGUGGUCUAGUAUUCUCUACUCUGUUCUGUAGUAUUGUGCCGGUAUCAUGAGACGCUGAGUCAUGUCGUUGUACGCUUUUGUAAUGGCUGUUGAACUCGAAUUGCUUUUUAUGUCAAAAAUGUUUUCGAUGUCAGAUAAUUAGACAUAAUAUUUUGAUUCGCUA